Pseudoliparis swirei is the source of this 2005-nucleotide messenger RNA. Its product is annotated as mitochondrial glycine transporter B-like. Gene Ontology annotation, molecular function: glycine transmembrane transporter activity. Gene Ontology annotation, biological process: glycine import into mitochondrion. Bases 460 to 1317 code for a protein of 285 amino acids. NCBI's taxonomy places the organism in Eukaryota, Metazoa, Chordata, Actinopteri, Perciformes, Liparidae. The record is from RefSeq and is a predicted model, not a curated record. Gene Ontology annotation, cellular component: mitochondrion; mitochondrial inner membrane. The transcript is spliced from 9 exons.
GAAGCCUUAAUCUGUAGACCUUACCUCAUGACGAAGUCCGCUGCCCCUUUAAAAGCGACAACGUGGGCCGCCGUUGUAACCAAUCAGAAGCUGGCUCCCUUCGAAAUGGGCGUGGUUUCCUGGCCGCCUCAUCGAGCAGGAACCGGCUGGUUUAAGUUGUCAACGAGCCAGUUGUGGGUUCACGCCGGAGCACAGAAGCGCUUGUGUCACGCGACGCUCCGGUCUCCCGGUUGUUGGUCGGUCAGAAGAGUUUUGCUGGUACUCCGCGAAGGAGAGAGCCCUUAACUGGUUCCGCACCUCGCGAGCUGUAGUGUCGCAGUCUUCGUUUUGUUUUUAAAGCAGGGUGUGCAGACGUUUGAGCAUGGACGGCAGCAGAGCGACAGAUUGACGAAGGAAGACAACAGAUUUUGCGUAUGUGGGGGAGAAGAAAAAAAAACACAUUCAUCGUCCCGAAGAACUAUGGAGCUGUCACUGGCCCACCCGGCCAUCAAAGCCUUCGUGUGCGGCUCCGUCAGCGGGACCUGCUCCACGCUGCUCUUCCAGCCUCUGGACCUGGUCAAGACCCGGCUGCAGACUCUGCAGAGCGGCGUGCAGCCCGGCUCGGGCAGAGUGGGGAUGAUGGCGGUGCUCCUGAGCGUGGUGCGGACCGAGAGGCUGCUGGGACUUUGGAAAGGAGUUUCGCCGUCCUUUGCUCGGACCAUCCCGGGAGUGGGGCUCUACUUCAGCACCUACUAUUCCCUGAAGCAGCACUUCUUCCAGGACAGCCGCCCGGGGGCCGCGGGCGCCGUGCUGCUGGGAGGCGGGGCCCGGGCGGUGGCAGGCGUCGUCAUGCUGCCGGUCACGGUCAUCAAGGCGCGCUUCGAGUGUGGCAGGUACAGUUAUGGCAGCGUGACCGGAGCUCUGCGCAGCGUGUGUCGGACUGAAGGUCCCGCGGCUCUGUUCUCGGGCCUGGUGGCCACUCUCCUGAGAGACGUCCCGUUCUCUGGCCUCUACGUCAUGUUCUACAGCCAGGCCAAGGCCUCGCUGCCCAAAGAUAUCAGCACGUCUGCCUCCGCCCCCCUGGCGAACUUCGGCUGUGGCCUCCUGGCGGGGGUGUCGGCCUCCCUGGUCACGCAGCCAGCCGACGUGGUCAAAACGCGCGUCCAGGUGAACUCGCAGCUGAGGACGGCCGAGGCGAUCCGAUGCAUCUACACGGAACACAGACUCCAGGGCUUCUUCAGAGGGGCCGUUCCACGGGCGCUGAGGAGGACCAUGAUCGCCGCCAUGGCGUGGACGGUGUACGAGCAGAUGAUGGCCCGUUUUGGACUGGAGCCCUGAAGGAGGGGGGGUGGCGGGGAGGGCGUAGAAGCUUGUGAAAGAGAGAAGAGCUCAAACUCAAGUUGAGUGAAGACGGUAAUGUGAACAGGAAGCUGGACUCGCAGGAGUUCAGCUUGUAUUUCGCCACAACGCGACCGAUGCGGACUGGCGGGCCCGUCACAAAGCGGACGAGGAGACUUUGUUCCAUGGGUUGUGUUCAGCUGACGUUUAGAAACCAGAUUUUUGUUCUUUUUAGCCAGUGCUUUGCAAGUCAUUUUAUUUUUAAAUACCACUGGCAUGGUGGGAUAAUCGCACAUCAAGUAGUAAAAUAAAUAAUAAUUUGCGAUCCUCUGCGAGUAUUUGGUGGAUUCAGAAAUGCCUCGGUGGGAAUUCCCCUAUCUCCUGCUUUCUCAAUGAGACUGCAGAGACACGAUCAGCCAUUCCUCACGAAGACAGAUACAGCGAGGCCUCUGCAGUGAACUUUGACCCCUGCAGUUCUGUCGCAUGCACAGUUUACGACCAGGAGAGAGUUGAACGCCUCUCCAAUAACACAAUGUUGUUUUAUAUUCUUACUUCUUUUUAAACAAUACUAUGUGCUUGUGUAUGAACUCAUUACAUUUGUCUGCCUUUUAACAUUUUAUAUUUGUCUGAAGUGUAUUUUUUGCAAAGUUGUUUCUUGAUGUUGAAGAAAAUAAAUAUUACAAAUAUA